UAGAUCAGUAUCACUUUUGUAUUAUUACUGGUCCAAAUAUGGGAGGUAAAAGUACUUAUAUUAGGUCUGUUGGCAUAACUGCAUUAAUGGCUCAUAUUGGUAGUUUUGUUCCUUGCAAUGAAGCAACUAUAUCGUUAUUAGAUUGUAUAUUAGCUCGAGUAGGAGCUGAUGAUUCUCAACUGAAAGGAUUAUCAACUUUCAUGAUGGAAAUGAUAGAAACUGCUGCUAUUUUGAAAACAGCAACGUGUAACUCUCUUGUAAUUAUCGAUGAAUUGGGUAGAGGUACAUCUACCUAUGAAGGCUGUGGUAUAGCUUGGUCAAUAGCAGAACAUUUGGCAAAGGACAUUAAAUCAUAUUGUUUGUUUGCUACACAUUUUCAUGAAAUCACUAAGUUAGCCGAAGAAAUUCCCGCAGUACAAAAUCAUCACGUUACCGCUCUUGUUGAAGAAAACAAGUUAACAUUACUUUAUAAAAUAAAGCCAGGGAUUUGCGAUCAAAGCUUUGGUCUUCAUGUGGCUAAAAUGGCUAACUUCCCCACAAGAAGUAAUAGAG
This is a messenger RNA of Pogonomyrmex barbatus (red harvester ant), 552 nucleotides long. It is a transcript of the gene spel1, whose product is annotated as DNA mismatch repair protein spel1. Gene Ontology annotation, biological process: mismatch repair; mitotic recombination. Gene Ontology annotation, cellular component: MutSalpha complex; nucleus. The record is from RefSeq and is a predicted model, not a curated record. Gene Ontology annotation, molecular function: ATP binding; mismatched DNA binding; ATP-dependent DNA damage sensor activity. NCBI's taxonomy places the organism in Eukaryota, Metazoa, Arthropoda, Insecta, Hymenoptera, Formicidae.